GCGCUUCUCUGAUUGCAAUUUUCAUUAAAGAUGGAGUAUUUAAGCAAUAUUGGGGCUGCCGCAGAUGUCUAUCGUCCCUCGGUAUUCGAGUUGAUUGCUCAAGACAAAAUGCGGGACCUAUUGAAGCCUGCACUACGCUAUGUUCUGGCAGUUUACGCACAGAGAUAUCCACGACAUCUUCUCCGUCUGGUGAACAGACACGAUGAAGUUUUUGCAAUUCUCAUGCUGUUAAUAGAGCAGCACUACCUAAGAGAGUGGAAUGCCUCUUUUGCAGAGCACUUUUAUGGCCUGAAACGGUCUGCAGCAGGUCCAACUCGACGAAGGAAGGGUCUUGAACAUUUGAGCUCUUCCCAAAUAUGGCGAUCUUUAGUACUUUUGGUUGCCCUUCCGUAUGCCAAGACCAAGCUGGAUGAGCUGUACGAGAGCACUACAGGUGGACCCGGAAGCCGUAUAUUUGGUGACCUCUUUUCGAACGUCGAGGAGGGGAGCACAUUGGAGGAACCGCUGCCCAUCCGUUUACGAAAAUUGGCAAAGAAAAUCUUCCAACGGACAUAUCCCUACAUAAACGCCAGCUAUCAGGCCUUUAUCUUUGUGUAUCAAAUUGGCUACAUGUAUGGCAAGACGGACUAUUAUUCACCAUGGCUUCAUCUGUGCGGACUCCAAAUCCGCCGAAUGGGUGCAAAGGACUAUCGGGAUCAUGAAGAUCGCCAACAAGUCCUUAAAAAAGCGAGUGAAGCGGCAUUACAAAAUGCAUCCCGCCUUCGUGUCCUGCGACACUUGCUCGCAACCAUUGUGUCACGAGGGUUUGACUUUCUCAAAUACGCAUUGCCAAUGUCUAUAUUCUUUUUCAAAUUCCUGGAAUGGUGGUACACUUCCGAGUACCAUAAACAAGCGGGCAAUCAACCAAUACCACCACCACCAAAACCUCUUGAGCCAAAUCCUGCAGGUGUGCCUCUGCCUACCGAUCCUUCAAUAUGCCCUCUCUGUACAAAACAACGAACAAACCCCACCAUGUUACCAUCUGGCUAUGUCUUCUGCUAUCCAUGUAUUUACAAGUACGUGGAGGAGCAUGAGCGGUGCCCUAUUACGUUUCUUCCAACGACCACGGAGGAGUUGCGCAAAAUAUAUUCAGUUUGAGAUGGACGUGUAUAGCUUGCGUAUCACGAAACUGGCCGCGGACUAAGAUGUACUUGCUACGACGUCAUCGUUUUUGAUGUUAUCAGUAUCAGAGCCUUCCAUGGGCUUCCCGCCAUCAGGUUGUUCUCGCUCCUUGCGGACAAUUAGUGUGCGAGUACGGCGAGGGGGGCGUGGUUGAACCUUGGGUGUAGGCGUAACCACAUGAGCUGCCUCUUCCACGUUUUCGUUCCCAGCAAAGACCUUCUCAAUUCUGCCACACAAGUCACGCGCAAAAGUAUCAGAAUCCUCGGUAGUGGUUUUGUUGUCGGGCAAGGCGGUGAUCAGUUGAGACGGUGGUUGUUCCGUGGGUGGCGCAUUGCUCAGAUCCUGCCCUUGCUCAGUGUGCAUCUGUGAGGCAGGCGUCGGUAUGCGGGUGGCUUGUGCUGUGUCCGCUAGGGUACGUACUGAACUUUGGCGUGAGACGCGAGGAGAUGGAGCGGUGGGUUUUGCAGAUGGCUUUCGGAUGACCGGUUUCGUGGGUUCGUUAUUGGUUUGAGGCUCGAUGACACGCUGGUACAUUGUGUUGCGCUUAAUACCCAUGUUCACAUCGAAUGCUUUCAUUUUCACGCUUACCUCGAGCGCCUGCGUUAGCUCCUCAAGUCUAGAAUAUAUAGCCUCCAGCGGGGCUACGGUUGUAUCUGGUGCUGCAAUGGCGUCUUUUGCUGGCAAACUUUCUUUGAAAGAACUCAAUGCCACUUUCAAAUCCCCACAAAUUCUCCCUAUUUCCCCCAAAGUGUCAG
Messenger RNA from Spizellomyces punctatus DAOM BR117, 1916 nucleotides. Its product is annotated as ubiquitin-protein ligase peroxin 12. Gene Ontology annotation, molecular function: zinc ion binding; protein binding; ubiquitin-protein transferase activity. The transcript is spliced from 6 exons. NCBI's taxonomy places the organism in Eukaryota, Fungi, Chytridiomycota, Chytridiomycetes, Spizellomycetales, Spizellomycetaceae. Gene Ontology annotation, cellular component: peroxisomal importomer complex; peroxisomal membrane. The record is from RefSeq and is a predicted model, not a curated record. The coding region runs from base 31 to 1137 and encodes 368 amino acids. Gene Ontology annotation, biological process: protein monoubiquitination; protein import into peroxisome matrix.